Nannizzia gypsea CBS 118893 is the source of this 513-nucleotide messenger RNA. RefSeq lists its product as hypothetical. The record is from RefSeq and is a predicted model, not a curated record. Bases 1 to 513 code for a protein of 170 amino acids. The transcript has a single exon. NCBI's taxonomy places the organism in Eukaryota, Fungi, Ascomycota, Eurotiomycetes, Onygenales, Arthrodermataceae.
AUGCACUUCAUCUCUAUAUUCACUGGCUGCCUCUUGGUUUGUCUAGCCACCGCCUCCGCUGCUGGGCCCAGAGAGCAGCCCAUCUAUGCAAAUGUCACUCUGAUCGACGCAAUUGACUCGAGUGUUGGAUAUCUCAACUUGGACUCCUCAAUCGGCAAUGGAGUUGUCGCAUUCUCCCGCAAUAAAAUGCAUCACUGGGAUUUCCGGUAUAUUGGCGACAGCUUGUCAGGAUGGCACGUUGUCCGAGAUAGCAACAGCACGAGAUUUAUUCAAUUCCCAGAAUACGAAGAAGGCGCAAUCGCAGCUGUGACCGAAUCAUCUGUAUCAGCCGUCAGGAUUAUGUCAAUUCGCAAGGGGGUAUAUAUGAUCAGUUCUGGGGAACUCAGUGGGAAAGGCCUUUUAUGGACAGUUGAGCCGUUCAGUGACAAAAAUCCAACCCGAGUUCUGAAAUUGAGGAAACCGACCAAUGGUGCACACCAACUCUUCAGGAUUGAUAAGCUUCCUCAGAAUUAG